AUGCGGGUGCUACUGGAGAGCAGCUGGAUGAAGUUCGGGCCGGCCGGCAGAGGGACGUAUGACUGGGUGACAGGCUCGCCCUCGCCCCCGACUCUGGAGAAACAGCUGCAGGGCUACAACUGGAAUCAGCUCGAUCCAAGUGAGGACAGGAAGUCAGAACUGUUGAUCUAUGUGGUUCUCCCAACCGUCUCCGUCCUCCUACUGGCGCUGCUUGUCAUCCUGGUCUACCGUCGCUGCUCCCGCAGCAAACUGACCCUGGCCAACAUCAUCGCUCUGGACCUCCAGGACGCCGAGAGCAGCGCCGAAUUCCUCUCCUCGCUGACCUACAACGCCGAGCGCCACACCAGCACCAGCUCCGAUGGGUCGGAUGGCGUCUUCCUCAUGGUCUACCUCCCCCCACCCUACGAGGAAACGCUCACCAAGAUCACACGGGCCGCCAGCCUCACCAGCUCCAAGGACAUUGAGUCGAUAAAAAUCGAGGACCUGGAGGCCAAGCUGUGCCCAGAGCUGAAGUCCAGCGGUCGUUUUGUGUGAUGAUGCAUUUCUGCUGUUGAAGUGUCAAACCAUUGUAACUCCAGUUUUACCUCAUCUUUAAAGAUGCCUCUUGAAUGUGAGA
Molecule: messenger RNA, 616 nt
Organism: Myripristis murdjan (pinecone soldierfish)
Lineage: Eukaryota; Metazoa; Chordata; Actinopteri; Holocentriformes; Holocentridae
Gene: smim28
Product: small integral membrane protein 28
Exons: 4
Coding region: 1-534 (177 amino acids)
Source: RefSeq, a predicted model, not a curated record